Neltuma alba is the source of this 1215-nucleotide messenger RNA. Its product is annotated as MDIS1-interacting receptor like kinase 2-like. The coding region runs from base 1 to 1215 and encodes 404 amino acids. Gene Ontology annotation, biological process: protein phosphorylation. The record is from RefSeq and is a predicted model, not a curated record. The transcript is spliced from 2 exons. NCBI's taxonomy places the organism in Eukaryota, Viridiplantae, Streptophyta, Magnoliopsida, Fabales, Fabaceae. Gene Ontology annotation, molecular function: ATP binding; protein kinase activity.
AUGCAAAGCUUGUCAAUCCUCAACCUCUCCUACAAUAAUUUGGAGGGGCCAAUACAAGAUAGUGGGAUUUUCAGUUCUUCCAAUCUAGUAGAUUUGAGUCACAACAAAAACUUAUGUGGGAGGAUCCAAGGUCUGCAACCAUGCAAUGUGAAGGUUAUAAAACCAGUUAGAGGAAGUAACAAAAGGAAAGUUGUGAUAAUUGUUACUACUUCUAUAGCAACUGCACUGAUUGUUUUGUUUGUGCUACUUUUGAUUUAUGUCAUUCUAAGUAAGAGAAACUCUAGAUCUUUAGAACAAAAAGCUAGAGUCAAUAGGGAAAAUCCAUUCUCAAUAUGGCACUUCGAUGGCAAAAUCAUGUAUGAUAACAUAAUUGAAGCAACUGAGAACUUUCAUGAGAAAUACUGCAUAGGUGCAGGGGCAUUUGGAAAAGUCUACAAGUUGACAUUGCCAGGGGAGGAUAAAGUAUUUGCUAUAAAAAAGUUUGUAUGUGAGGAAAAUAGCUUAGACAUUAAGAAUAUAAAAGCUUUUGAGAAUGAGAUCAAAGCCAUGAUCAAAACUCGCCACCGAAACAUUGUGAAGUUGUAUGGAUUCUGCUCACAAAGAUUGCACACAUUUCUAAUUUAUGAGCACAUCAAAAGAGGGAGCUUAUUUGAUAUGCUUAGAAACGAUAAAGAAGCAUUAGAGUUGGGUUGGUCACAGAGGGCUCAUAUUAUCAAGGGGUUAGCAGAGGCCUUAUCAUAUAUACAUCAUGAUUGUAAUCCAGCCAUUGUUCACAGAGACAUAUCAAGCAAGAAUGUUUUAUUAUCUUCAAACUUCGAAGUCCAUCUCUCAGACUUUGGCACAGCAAGGUUCUUGAAAAUCUAUUCAUCAAUUUGGACCACUUUUGCUGGCACAUACGGUUAUGCUGCUCCAGAGCUUGCGUACACAAUGGCAGUGACUGAGAAAGUUGAUGUGUAUAGCUUUGGUGUUUUGGCCAUUGAGUUGCUAAUGGGAGAGCAUCCUGGUGAUUUUAUAUCAUGUAUUCAGAUGUGUGGGAAUGGCCAUAUCAUCUUGGAAGAUAUUUUGGACCCUCGUUUAUCAUCAAUGAAGCACCAAAACUCUAACAAAUUGGCUUUGAUUUGGCAAAUAGCUCUUUCCUGCAUACAAACCAACCCUCAAUCUCGACCGACCAUGAGAACCAUUGCCAACAUGAUUGAAACAGAGACUUUUCAUUAG